Messenger RNA from Penaeus chinensis, 2048 nucleotides. It is a transcript of the gene mtTFB2, whose product is annotated as dimethyladenosine transferase 2, mitochondrial-like. The record is from RefSeq and is a predicted model, not a curated record. The transcript has 4 exons. Gene Ontology annotation, biological process: rRNA methylation; transcription initiation at mitochondrial promoter. The coding region runs from base 91 to 1482 and encodes 463 amino acids. Gene Ontology annotation, cellular component: mitochondrial matrix. Gene Ontology annotation, molecular function: rRNA (adenine-N6,N6-)-dimethyltransferase activity; mitochondrial transcription factor activity. NCBI's taxonomy places the organism in Eukaryota, Metazoa, Arthropoda, Malacostraca, Decapoda, Penaeidae.
ACGAUUUAUUUACGUUUCCCUAAAGUCGUCGGCUGCUUCCCACACUUAGCACGAAGGCCGGGAUUUUCGUUUAAAAAAAAAAAAAAAGCUAUGUAUGGCCUGUCUAGAACAAGAACUAUACAAAGAUGUUGGGCGAAUCAUACAUUUCUCUCAUCAUUUCUUGUCAGCAAGGAAACCUUAGUAACAUAUGGCAGUCGCUCUUCCUUAACUACAGAUGACAAGGAAGAGCCUACACUCGCAGAAGAAUCGUUGACAUUUACAAAAAGGAGGCAGAUGAAAAAGAAGGUUCAGGGAGUGAACAAAACACAGACGGUUUCUAUUAGCCUAAACUCGGAUUCCGAAAAAGUAAAAAAAAAUCACAGUAUCAAACUAAUGAAAGGUAAAAAUACGGAAGAGGUGGAACUCCUUGUGAAGGCAUAUGACAAAUGGCUAAAGAAAGACAACAAAAAACAAAUGUAUUUACUAGACCAGAAAUCGGCUGAUAGACUGGUUCACCAUUUACUAAAGGACAUUAAAAGUGAUGAUGUAAUAGCUGAGUCACAUCCAGGACCAGGCAUUUUGACAAGAACUCUACUGAAGGAAACCGCCAAUGAUAUCAUUACUUUUGAACCCCAACCAACAUUUGCGAGCCAUCUGAAAGAAUCAUUGCUGCCACAACACUCGUCCCGCUUAACCAUAUCCCAUUUGGACCUUCAGAAAUUUUACACAUAUUAUGUGCAUGGGAAGAAAGUACCUGAGAAGGACAGACUUCACGAGCUGUUAAAGUUGUUCCCUACCAAUACAAAAAAAUUCAACUCAAAUGUGAAAAUGGUUGGUGUUGUCUGUGAUCCGAAAUUCUUUUUCCGGCUGACUCUGAGCUUUGCCUUUCAAUGUUGCUUUUUCGAAAAUAUAUUUCCUACUCUGUAUUUGUACAUUCCAUUCAGAUUGUACUCUAGAAUAUCACUAAGUUUAGGUCAUUUUGCCUAUAGCAAAGUUGGAGUUCCCUUCCAAUUUUAUUUUAAUCUUGACCAUCUAGAAUCUGUACCUCAAACAGGCUUUUAUCCACCAUAUCCAUUAGCAGCCAGUAGAAAAAGACUGCCAGAAGAUGAUUUCCUUCACCUAGUGAAGAUCUCAGCAAAUGAGGAAUUUUUUAACAAGGUACCACGUGAGGAACUGGAGAGCUUUCACUACUUUCUAAAUCGCAUCUGUCUCACCAAGAGAAAAGAUACUCUAAUUACUCAGUUGGAGAAAUGGAUACCAGCUUGUGGGCCAGAGUUCAUCAAGAAUGGUUUUCGGGUUUUCACCCAUCCACGUGAAUUAACACAGGACCAGUUGCUUCAGGCAUACUACAUAUUUUCCAAGUUGCCAGCUUAUGAAGGAUCUAUGUUUCAUCACUACAGAAGACACUGGGCCAUUCAGUUCGGAGAAAGAGAUGAAGAAGUUGUGAGACUCAAAUCUGAUGACGAAGUGGUAGAAUUAGAAGAUCAGGUUUUGGAGAAUUAAUAUGUCACUUUAGUCUGUGAGCAUUAAUUGUUAUUGUUAUUGAAAGUUAGAAAUAAUUUAAUAUUUUUAGUACGUGGCACAUGCGUUAAAGAUAUGGUCAAAAUUGUUUUAUUGCUUCCAUCUUAUAGAUGUGAAUUUGUCAUUUCAUGCUAUAUAAAAGUGAUAUUAUUAUUCAUGAGUUUGUACAAGGUGAAUGUAUUUUAAAAAAACUAUACUUCUAGUUCAGUAAGUUGCUGGACUUCAGAGAACAUGAGUCUGUAGAUAAGCAGCUACUUCCAAGUAAGAAAUUCAUAAAUGAGAGACAUUAACACUUGUUUAAGAUGAGGAUAUAGCUAUAUUUUCAUAUUCAGAAAUAUAUGUAGGUAUUAUUUAUUAUGGUAAAAGAUCUCUUUAUAAUUCAUGGGUUGAGUUCUAUUCAACCACCUAGGAUGAGCUCAGAAUGCAACAUGCUGUGUUCCUUCUUGUAUUUUGGAGUUGGUGAUACGAGUACAUCAUUUUGACAAGCAGAAUAUUCAAAAAAGGAAAGUAGAGGAUGGAUAGGGGAAGGAAUAAAGCUCUUAAAGAAC